AUGAACCAGACUCAGCCAUACAUGGACAUGCACCCGGCUUCGCAUAUUUCAUCAGGGCCAUCAUAUUCCCAUUCCGCAUCGACUGCUCCUAUAGGACAUUAUCCACAGUAUCAGCAACCCCCCGUCAUUCCUCCUGCAUCUCAGCAUUAUGGACCAGCUCAGACAUACGGCAGCUAUGGAUACGCAAAUGGAGUGACGUCUCCACAAUCCGCGAGUGGUCCCAUUGGGCAGCAAGUGCAAUCUCAGAUUCCAUCACUACCAGCGAUGAUGGCCGGGCCCAACUCCCAACAUUCUUAUGUUCCGCAGGCCCCAACCUUGCCCGCGCCGAAUUCAGGAACGUAUGCACCAACCCCGCCUUUUGACACCACCGGCCAGAUUGCGCCUCCUGGAAUGAAACCGAGGGUUACAGCUACUUUGUGGGAAGACGAAGGAAGCCUUUGUUUCCAGGUUGAAGCCAAAGGUGUUUGUGUGGCGCGCCGUGAGGACAACCAUUUUAUAAAUGGCACCAAGCUUCUCAACGUUGCUGGUAUGACUCGAGGCCGACGCGAUGGAAUUCUUAAGUCAGAAAAGACCAGGCACGUCGUCAAGAUUGGUCCCAUGCACUUGAAGGGUGUUUGGAUACCAUUCGAGCGUGCGCUUGAUUUUGCCAAUAAGGAGAAGAUCACUGACCUCCUGUAUCCAUUAUUUGUACACAACAUUGGUGGUCUAUUGUACAACCCGGAAAAUGCACCUAGGACAAACGCCGUGGUUGCCGCGACUGAGAGACGUCGCAUGGAUAGUGUGGAUUCUGGCAGGCAAUCUCAACCUGCUCAAACACCUUCCAUGCAUCAUCACCACAGCAUGCAAGGUACCGGACAAGCACCGCCUACUCCUCAUUCUAUUGCUCCCCAUCCCAAUGCAGGACGCCCUGGCAUCGAUCGUGCGCACACCUUUCCCACGCCUCCAACAAGUGCCUCGAGUGUGUUGGGCAUGAGUAGCCAAGGGAACUCAUAUGAUUGGGGCAAUCAGAACAUAGCCAACGGCGCACCUACAGCACAGCCACUCUCCAUUGACACGGGUAUGAAUGCUAGGUCGAUGCCCACCACCCCUGCAACCACCCCGCCAGGUACAGGUGGUCCAGGGAUGCAAUCGUAUCACAACCAACCAACAUAUGACUCAAAACAUUAUUACAGCACCACCCCGAGUUCACAAACCGGUUAUGCUCAACACCCAGAUGGGAGCCGCUAUGGUCAGUCCAUGCCUCCUGCUCCUUAUGGUAAGACCGAUAUGGGUCCCCCCACGGCUCCUGGCACGAGUAGUACUGGUGCGGAUGGCCAUGAUCAUAAGGCUGAUGCUUAUUCUCAAGUCUCGGCUCAAAAUCACGGCUCGCAGCAUGACAGUGAUCAUCCAGACAGCGGUUACAUGAGUGCCAAUGCAUCUGCAUACAACACCAAUCGAAAUCAGUACGCAUACAACCCAGGACCAGAUCAUCCUCAUAUGUCACCUGAAUUGUCCGCUUCCCCAUCUCACCAAAACGGCUCUGGCCACGCCACUCCACGAACCUUACCCUCGGGUCAACCCCAAUGGACACCUGAUUAUCACACUCCUCCGAGGGGGCCUCCAUCGAGUAACUUGUAUAACGUGAUGGGAGGUGCUCGCACGCCCGUGGGGGCUGGUCCUGGCGACAGCUAUGGCAAUCCGGCAUAUUCGGGUGCAGGCCAUCCGACCGGAUUGACCUCUGCGAAACGUGGACGCGAUGAUGAUGACCAAGAUCGACCAGGAAGUCGGGACUAUGAUGGGUACGAUUCCAAGAGACGCAAGGUGGGACGAUCAGACACGUUUGGAAUGCCUCUUAAUCCUCCACCUCAUAUGCAGGCUAUCAAGACUGGUGGACAACGGUAG
Exophiala bonariae is the source of this 1881-nucleotide messenger RNA. RefSeq lists its product as uncharacterized. Lineage: Eukaryota; Fungi; Ascomycota; Eurotiomycetes; Chaetothyriales; Herpotrichiellaceae. The record is from RefSeq and is a predicted model, not a curated record. Bases 1 to 1881 code for a protein of 626 amino acids. Gene Ontology annotation, biological process: positive regulation of transcription by RNA polymerase II. The transcript is spliced from 4 exons. Gene Ontology annotation, molecular function: sequence-specific DNA binding; DNA-binding transcription factor activity. Gene Ontology annotation, cellular component: nucleus.